AUGGCCGUCGUCGUGGCUCCAACACGCCGCCCCCGAGGCGCCGCGCAAAAUCGACGAGGAGCCAAAAAGAACGGCGGCGACAAGGCAGCACGGGUCAGCGUCGUGGACUCGUCGUACAAGAUCCUCAAGAAGAUCGGCCAGGGAGGGCACGGCGCCGUCUCGAUGGCGCGCCACGUCGAGUCCGGCGAGCUCGUCGCCAUCAAGUCGAGCCUCCACGCCGGCGCCGCGGCGCUGCUGCUGCGGGAGGCCGCCAUGCUCGCCGCGUGCGCGGGCAACCCCGCGGUGGUGCGCCUCAGGGAGGUGGCGCGCGGGCGCGGCACGGACAUGCGCGACCUCCACCUCGUCAUGGAGUACGUCGCCGGCGGGAGCCUCCACGACGUCAUCGUCUCGCGCCGCCGCCACGGGCACCUCUCCCCGUUCUCGGAGUCGGAGACGCGCAGCGCCAUGGCGCAGCUGCUGGCCGGCGUCUCGACGAUGCACGCGCACGGCGUCGUCCACCGUGACCUCAAGCCCGGGAACGUGCUCGUCGGCGAGGGAGACGGACGCCUCAAGAUCUGCGACCUGGGCCUCGCCAGGUCCGUGGUCGCGCCGCCGCCCACGGACGACACUAGGGAUCCCGAAGGCACGCCGGGGUACAUGGCGCCGGAGCUGCUUCUGGGCGAGAAGGACUGCGGCGCGCCCGUCGACGUGUGGGCGCUCGGAUGCAUCAUGGCCGUCCUCGUCGCCGGGCAACCGCUCUUUCCGGAGGAAGACUUGUGCCAGCAGCUCAUCAGCAUCGUCAACCUCCUAGGGAUCCCUGACGACGUCUCGUUGAUGCCACUGGGCGUCUCGGGGCCCAGCAAGCUGCGCGAGAGGGUGCCCGAGGAGCUGCUGUCGCCGGCGGGCUUCGACGUCCUGCAAGGUCUGCUGGAGUACAACCCCAAGGACAGGCUCACCGCCGGUGAUGCGCUGAAGAUGCCAUGGUUUGCAGGAGCCAAAGAUGACUGA
Messenger RNA from Sorghum bicolor (sorghum), 987 nucleotides. Its product is annotated as putative cyclin-dependent kinase F-2. Gene Ontology annotation, molecular function: MAP kinase activity; ATP binding. The record is from RefSeq and is a predicted model, not a curated record. NCBI's taxonomy places the organism in Eukaryota, Viridiplantae, Streptophyta, Magnoliopsida, Poales, Poaceae. Bases 1 to 987 code for a protein of 328 amino acids. The transcript has a single exon. Gene Ontology annotation, biological process: intracellular signal transduction; protein phosphorylation. Gene Ontology annotation, cellular component: nucleus; cytoplasm.